UGCAAAUCGUGGCUAGUCUGACGUUGAGAAGUGGGCAAUGCGGGCGAGGCUAGAUGUCGCAUCAGCGGGAUGCCCUGCCCCUGCAUUAAAACAGUCGUAACCAUACCAUGAGCUCCAGGGUUGUUGCUGCUGGGGACCAUAAGGGAGCCUGGUCCUGGUCCCUGGCUCUACCCUCAUCCCUCCUUUCCACUUUCCUGCGCGCCCAAGGCAGUAUUUGUUUACACACACCCCCCCAUCUCCGUACCACCACCAUUCCAACACCCCCGCCCUACCCACUCUCGCGACCCCAUAUCUAUAAGCCAAGCAGCAGCUAGCAGUAACCAACUUCUAUAGUCGCGUACGCGAUGACGCUCCGCGACACGUAUGCCGCUUUUCUGGCAACGCCCUCCACAGGCGCGCUCGCCGACAAUGCCGCGCUGCACUACAUCUCGACGCUCACCAGCAUCCACGACGCCACAGCCAUUAUCAAGCACUUGUCUGUCCAGGAGAAGCUGCUGACGAAGACGAAGGAGAAGAUUCUGGAUGCGAUAGAGGGCCAUCGCGGCUUGAGUGUCGAUGUGGAGACGACGAUUGAGUUCAACAGCGGUGGCGGCGCCUAUCUACCAGGCCUAGAUGACAAUUUCGUGGCAGAUCGCAUUGUCACGUUCCCAAUGGUCCACAUGGUACACUUCGAUCCCGCAGGAAAGAUUACACAAAUCCGCCAAUACUGGGACCAGGGCUCCCUCCUCAGGCAACUCGACGUAAUCGGCUCACGCUCCCGCAACUGGCCUAUUCGCGACGGCAAGGAACAAAGCCGUCUGAUCGCCUCGAGCUCGGCAGCAGCCGUGCAGCUCGAAUCUGUGCCUUCCUCUCGCCCUUCGACGGCCGCUUCUCGAGGCGCAGACGAUGUCUCCAUCACCACCUCGCGCUCAAGAGGGUCGACGAACAACGCUCUGAACGACCCGCACGCGUCGCUAUCACUCUUCCAACCUCGCGACAUCAGCCAAGAGGAGCCGCGCAGCUCGCAGCCGACAGCGCCGCGCGUGCAGUCGGCGAAGCCUCCACCACGCGAAUACUCUGAGCUAUUUGUCGGGGAGAACACGACCUCACCUUCGCCCUCGCCGCAGAAGAUCCCAGUCAAGGCAGGUGGUGGUAAGAAUUACAAGGCCAAUCGCCUUUUUGAAGAGACGGAGGACUCGUCGGCCACGCGUGUGCCCAUGAGCGUAAAGACGAACGCUAAAAAGUACGACCACUUCGAUUUUGGCGACGGCGAGGAUACACCGAAGGUUCGAGAGACAGCUCGCGCGGCUACUCGAGGCAAGCAUGAAUCACACUGGGAAUUUGAGGAUUUCAUGACGCCGCACAAGACGAAAGUCAAAACACAGCCGCAAGCUAUGCGAAAUUUUGGCUGGAGCGAUGAUGAGGAGGUCUCCCCGGUCCGCCGCCCAAUCAUCCACAAGGCGCGUCCUGAUGCCGACGCACACUUUGACCUUGUCGACGACGGCACUCCUGAAGCACAGCGCAAGUCGGCUCCCACCAAAGGCAGCACCAGCAACAAGGGCCAGGGACUGUAUGAGGAUCAUGUCACGCAUACCACCGAAGAAGAACAAGACGUCAAGCGUCCGUUGAACGACGUAACAACAGCCGUCGAGAACAAGAACCGCUCCAAAGACUUUGGAGCCCACUGGGACAUGACAGACGAUAGCCCGGGACUUGGCAAAAAGGGCGCAGCCAAGAAACCCACUCACGAAACGCGAAAGGCGAUGAACACGCACUGGGGCGAGUAUCAAGAUUCUCCAGAGAAUAAGGGUAUCAACAUCGCAGGAAACGGAAUGGGGGGGAGGAAGGGUACUGAGGCUGCCUGGUCGUUGUACGAUGAUAGCCCAACGAAGAAGGAGAAUACGAAUGCUGAUCCGCGUGGAAUGAAGAGUACGACGGACGCGUCAGGCGGGAAGCAGAAUGGCGAUUCAUUCUGGGACUUUUAAAUGGCAGUCGCGCUUGCUUUUGGCAACGACUGAUCGAUGAGCACGGCCUUCAUGACGGCCGUCUGUUACGAGUUUACACGGCUUGGAGGGGACACAUGGUCGUAGAUACCUUCAACCUGUUGCGUCACGAGUCCAUGUCCAAAAUGUCUCAUUCCCUUUUCAGUUUGCU
This is a messenger RNA of Cucurbitaria berberidis CBS 394.84, 2133 nucleotides long. RefSeq lists its product as uncharacterized. Bases 345 to 1964 code for a protein of 539 amino acids. The transcript is spliced from 3 exons. NCBI's taxonomy places the organism in Eukaryota, Fungi, Ascomycota, Dothideomycetes, Pleosporales, Cucurbitariaceae. The record is from RefSeq and is a predicted model, not a curated record.